Molecule: messenger RNA, 929 nt
Organism: Microplitis demolitor
Lineage: Eukaryota; Metazoa; Arthropoda; Insecta; Hymenoptera; Braconidae
Gene: Mob4
Product: MOB kinase activator-like 4
Exons: 3
Coding region: 41-784 (247 amino acids)
Cellular component (GO): cytoplasm
Source: RefSeq, a predicted model, not a curated record
GUAGCUUUUUCACAGCAUCCAUGCGCAGCAAAGAAAGAUAAUGCUCGACGUAAGUCGAGUAAGUGCACCAACAAAUUCGGAAACAACAACCGAGACACCGGAGGAAACACCUGAAAAAAUGAAGAUGGCAGAUGGUUCAGCAAUAAUACGACGAAACAGGCCCGGUACCAAAGCCAAGGAUUUUUGCCGAUGGCCUGAUGAACCUUUCGAAGAAAUGGACAGCACACUUGCAGUCCAACAGUACAUACAGCAAAUGAUUAGACGAGAUCCAACCAACAUAGACCUAAUCCUAAGUAUGCCUGAUGCCCAAGACGAGGGUGUCUGGAAGUACGAGCAUCUGAGACAGUUUUGUAUGGAGUUGAACGGUCUUGCUGUGAGAUUGCAAGAAGACUGCGAUCCUCUUUCAUGUACGCAAAUGACAGCUACUGAACAAUGGAUAUUUUUAUGUGCUGCCCACAAAACACCUAAAGAAUGCCCUGCUAUCGAUUACACACGACAUACUCUUGAUGGGGCUGCCUGCCUGCUCAAUAGCAAUAAAUAUUUCCCAAGUCGGGUCAGUAUCAAAGAGUCAUCAGUCGCUAAACUCGGAUCUGUCUGUCGCCGGGUCUAUAGAAUUUUUUCUCACGCAUAUUUCCAUCAUCUCACGAUAUUUGAUCCGUUUGAACACGAAACUUAUCUAUGCCGAAGGUUUACGGCUUUCGUAACUAAAUAUAAACUAAUGUCAAAAGAUAAUCUUAUUGUUCCGAUAUUAAAAGAAGACGGUUCUACGGAAAGUGAAGCAUAGGAUUCAGCUGUACAAAGAAUUUGUAAUAAUAACAAUUGUCAGAUUUGAUUUAUUGUUUCUUGAUAUAUUUAUUUAUCAAUGGAAUACUAAACUUCAUAUAUAUUAAAUUUACAUUGGAAAAAUUUAAGUAAAAAAUUUAAAAAGG